AUGCCACCGACAGUAUCGCCACCUCAACAUGAAGCAUCUCCCCCGCCACCGGCAGCAUCGCCACCUCCACCACCGGCAGCAUCGCCACCUCCACCUGCAACAUCUCCCCCGCCACUAGCAGCAUCGCCACCUCCACCACCGGCAGCAUCGCCACCUCCACUGGCAGCAUCUCCAACGCCACCGACAGUAUCACCACCUCAACAUGAAGCAUCUCCCCCACCACCCGCAGCAUCGCCACCUCCACCUGCAGCAUCUCCCCCGCCACCGAUAGCAUCGCCACCUCCACCGGCAGCAUCUCCAACGCCACCGACAAUAUCGCCACCUCAACAUGAAGCAUCUUCCCCGCCACCGGCAGGAUCGCCACCUCCACCUACAGCAUCUCCCCCGCCACCGGUAGCAUCGCCACCUCCACCGGCAGCAUCUCCAACGCCACCGACAGUAUCACCACCGCAACAUGAAGCAUCUCCUCCGCCACCGGCAGCAUCACCACAUCCACCGGUAGCAUCGCCACCUCCACCGACAACAUCUCCACCGCCACCGGAAGCAUCGCCACCUCCACAUGCAACAUCUCCCCCGCCACCGGUAGCAUCACCACCUCCACCGGCACCAUCUCCACCGCCACCGGCAGCAUCGCCACCUCCACCGGUUGCAUCUCCACCGCCACUGGCAGCAUCGCAACCUCCAUCGACAGCAUCUCCACCGCCUCCGGCACCAUCGCCACCUCCACCUGCAGCAUCUCCACCGCCACCGGCAGCAUCGCCACCUCCACCUGCAGCAUCUCCACCACCACCUGCAGCAUCUCCACCGCCACCGACAUCAUCGCCACCUCUGCACGGAGCAUCUCCCCCGCCACCGGCAGCAUCGCCACCUCCACCUGCAGCAUCUCCCCCGCCACCGGCAGCAUCGCCACCUCCACCGGUAGCAUCUCCACCGCCACCACCAGCACCUCCACCGGUAGCAUCUCCCCCGCCACCAGAAGCAUCGCCACCUCCGCCUGCAACAUCUCCCCCGCCACCGGGAGCAUCGCCACCUCCACCUGCAGCAUCUCCCCCGCCACCGGGAGCAUCGCCACCUCCACCAGAAGCAUCGUCCCCACCACCGGCAGUAUCUCCGCCACCACCGGCAUCAUCACCACCUCCACCGGUAGCAUCUCCACCGCCACCGGAAGCAUCACCACCUCCACCAGCAUCAUCUCCCCCGCCACCGGCAGCAUCACCACCUCCACCGGCAUCAUCGCCACCGCCACCGGCAGCAACACCACCACCACCGGCCGGUGGCAUCGGGAAGUGCUCGCUGGGCGAUAUAGCUGCAUUUGGAGUGUGCAUCGACAUCAGCGUAGGAAGGAUGGGCAUGGCUGGUAGAGACUUCUGCUGCCAACGGAUCCGUGGGAUGCCGGUCGUCAAUGCCGUGACUUGCCUAUGCAACACCUUCUUGAAGUUCAAUGUUCGUGCCAACAUCGAUGUCGCCAACAAGGUCAAUGUCAUCCUCGAAAUCUGUGGCAAACCUCGAGUGCCCAACCUCUCUUGCAUCCACGGAUUGUCCUAAGACCUCAAUCGACGGCGUAGAUUUGCUACUCGAUCUCCUAUGCAGAUGUAGCACUUAAAUAAUAAUUUUUAAAUUACCUACUGCUACUGUGUGUGCCUAGCUUAAAUCAGCGGUACACUAGUUAAAGUAUUAUUCUCCUAAACAAAAAGUUCUGAUUGUCUCGAUAAGAAAAGGUAUUGUCUAUA
This is a messenger RNA of Lolium perenne, 1730 nucleotides long. The record is from RefSeq and is a predicted model, not a curated record. Lineage: Eukaryota; Viridiplantae; Streptophyta; Magnoliopsida; Poales; Poaceae.